This is a messenger RNA of Aspergillus oryzae RIB40, 663 nucleotides long. RefSeq names its product putative TBP interacting domain protein. The record is from RefSeq and is a predicted model, not a curated record. Bases 1 to 663 code for a protein of 220 amino acids. Gene Ontology annotation, biological process: homologous chromosome pairing at meiosis; meiotic strand invasion involved in reciprocal meiotic recombination; meiotic joint molecule formation. Gene Ontology annotation, molecular function: recombinase activator activity; double-stranded DNA binding. The transcript has 4 exons. Gene Ontology annotation, cellular component: condensed nuclear chromosome; DNA recombinase auxiliary factor complex. Lineage: Eukaryota; Fungi; Ascomycota; Eurotiomycetes; Eurotiales; Aspergillaceae.
AUGUCUCUCCUUCUGUUCUUUGAUAGUCUGGUAGCUAACCUAGAAGAGCAGUCGUCCCUAUUCAGCGCAAUCGGAAGCAUAUGCAGCAAAGGUCUUGCGAGAGCUACAUCAAAGUCAAAAAAUCGAAGGAAGAGCAUCCGGUUAGUGAAUCCUGCAUGCAUGCGUCACCGUGGGAGGGUGGGUGGGAGGCAGGCAGUUUAUCAUGCUCUACAGAAGGGGGCCGAUGAAAGCACAUUAGAGAGAAUGGUGGUUCUGGAUGAUCACAUUCUUCAGCUGCAGGAACAGCUUACUGACCUCAAAGGCUAUGUUAAAAGGGCGCGAGCUGAGCUGGCAACUCUGCGUGCGACUCCCUUGGCUUUUGACCUCCAAAAGAGCAUCAACCAACUUCAAGUGGAAAAGGAGACUACAUUCGCGAUUCUAACUCAAGCCCGGGGCACCAGCGCGAGAGAGGUGGAUGAGGAAGGCAGAACCAUCACCAAAAGAGUAUGGGAACGCUGGCAGAAGCGUGUUAAUUUACGGAGGAAGGUAUGUCGCGAUUUGUGGAGAAGAUGUCUAGAGAUGGUGGAUAAGGAUGUGACUCGAGAAGAGCUCUGGGGGCAAGCUAAAAUAUUGAUGGGCCUUCACCACCUCUCGUCAGUUCCCUUUCCAGUGUACGGUGUUUAA